AUGACACGUGAAAGUUUAGUGAAUUAUGUCAGUGGUCUAAUGACGUAUGUUUUUUUAAGUAUGUUAACCAGCGAUCAGGCAGUCCUUCAUCCCUUUGGCCGUCCGCAGACUUUCUCGCUCUGCCGGAAAAAAAGAACGCCUGAUGGUUGGUUUUAAGUAUGUUUGUCUCUGUUGCAGGUUGGUGGACCAAAAACGUUCAAGCUACUAUACUAUUAAUGAUAUCAAGGAACUAAUGAGAUUUUGGAGUCAUAAAAUUACAUCGCUUAAGAUCAAACAAAGCGACUUUUAAGACUUUCAUCUUGGUUCUUCAUAUUUUCUUAUCUUUUGAAUUGACUAAAGGGCAGCGAUCUACUUUUAAAGGGUGUGGCUGCUGCCGUGAAAAUGUGUGACCUUAUUCAACCGCAAACCAUACAUGUUACUAUUUCAUAACUGGUGAAAUGUUCCAGCUGUACAAAAAACACAUAUUUGGAAGGUUUGCAAAAUAAAUUGAAAUAGCUAUGUUAUAUUUAGCUAUUGACCUCAAACUUGGAAUUAAGCAUAAUUGUGUUUUUAGAUGUCCGAAAAACUAGUGCUUUUAAUCUCGUAAACGCUAGUAGGUUUCAUUCUGUGACUGAACUUUUACGUGCAAUCUGCGUGCACAACCACAUCAUGCACACUUUCUGCUGUAUAAUCAUAGUAGUAACUGAAACAUAUUUAGUUUUGUCAGUGCUUUCAGCAAAGAUUUUAAUUCUCCUACAACCAAUAAUUUUGAUAGAAUUGGAAGAAGCCAAAAGCAAAGUUUGAUAUGUUGAUGUUCAUUCUUCUAUUUAAAAAUGGUUGAAUUUGCAUGCUGAAGGCAAGACAGAGAAAAUUGAAUCUGCAGCAGUUAAGAUAGACUCAAGUGAGCGCAGCUUUCACGUUUUUAGCCGUUAUUUUUUUUACUUCAUUGUUCUCAUGUACAACAAUACUAAAUUCUGGACAAUUUAGAGCGAUAAAUUAGUCUGUCUAAAACUUGGGUAAAAUGGGUAUACUCAUGUGUUUAUCUAAGCAAUAAAAGCUUUUAUUCACGUGUUUCGGUCCAUAAGUGCAAUAAAAUAUAUAGCCCAAGCACGUUUUACGUGCUUAUGUUUUUAAUGGUUUUUAAAUUAUUUUACUGUUAAAUUUUACCUUACUUAUCAUUCCUCAGGUUUACCUUUCGUCGUAAUUCACACAUUUAUCGGUAUUUCUAUUUCUUGUUUUUUUCUCUGCAGAGGAAUGUUUCCUCGGAAGAUGCAAAGGCGCCUCCAUUUAUUAGGGCCUUAGUAACAGUUGUUUGUGAAGGAGCAAUGGAGAGAGGUAAUUUUGUUUAUAAACGUUCCUUUCUUUGCACUCUGUUUCGCUACGUUUCGGUAUUUGUCACAUUACGUCCUAUUAGUGCUUUUUUUCUUUACACAGGCUCCAUAUUCUCUGAUUCUCCAUUUUGUACUAUGUAGGCUCGUUUUCUGUUGAGAAUUUUCCAUUUUUAUAAUAACACAAAUCAUGUCUAAUUGCUUAUGCCAUGCUCAUGCUGGAUUACACGUUUGCUGGUAACCCAGUAGCUUGCAUUGUGUCUCAAAAACUAGUUCAAAAACCAGUAAUUUAAACAAAAAUGAUAAGAAUCCCAACUGGGCGGAGACAAACCAGUUGGCUGUUCAUUGCAGUGGCCGAGGGAUUGAAUUCGGGACUAUGUAGAAACAAAUCCAUCCUGCGGUAAGGCGGGGAUUGAACUCGAGGCCUCUAAAUUUCACGUCCAGCACUCUAACCACGCGUUCACUCUGUCACUCUGCCUCCCUUUAUCAAAAACCAAGGGAGCAGGAGUUGCACAUGGUUAAUGUCAAUGUCAUGGAGGUAUUUUCGUCUGUUAAGUUUUUUGUUCAUGAAAACGUAGUGCGUACUUCCUUUGUGAAUGGGCUCAUACGCUGGGGUAAAAAUCUGCCAUGUAAUGCAGUACUUUUAAUGAUGUGUCUGCAAAAAUAAGAAAAAACCAUUAAUGGUAGUGCUUCCUGAUGAAAUUUUGUUGAUGUCUUGUUCAUAUCGUUAUAGGAGUAUUUAUGGUAAGGCGCUAAGUAAUGACUAAAGCACAGAAUUGAACUAACACAGCAAUAUCCUCGUGACCUUGCCCCUUUAAGACUGGUUCACAUUUUUGCUUUCCUUCUUUAACAGAAGAUGGAGGCGUCUGCAAAUGUAACAUUAAUAUCCUGAAGGAGAGAAAGCCUCUCCUUCAAAAAUACAUUGAUGACAACGCUAGUUUGGAAAUCCAAGCUCUUUACGCAGUGCAGGCACUUUUUGUUCAGUUUGAUCAUCCUCCAAGUAAGAAUGAUUAAUGAGCUAAAAUUUCCUUACUUCUACACAUAGAAUGCUUAUUGAAACAGUUAGAAGUUGUUUAAAGGAAGUUUCACAGUUUGGUCCACGCGCGAGAUGUGCAUUUGCCCAUUGUCUUUCGACUACUUUUUUUAAACCAGUUGGAAGCGAGUGACAGUACGUCUAAGGUAUUCAGGCUCGUUAUAAAGUUGCAGAUCGAUCCCCAUUUAUCUCUGCUGUUCCCCCGAGACGUAAUGUAUAUGAUGAGAAUGGUAAGAUUUCACAAGUACUUGACUUGACUUGUCACAAGUAUAUGGCAAACAAACUGUAAACCUUAGAGCUCUCUAGUCGGGAAAGAACAAAUUUAAUAGCUGUAGUCAGCACUGUUUCAUUGCCACUGUCAGAACUUUUUAAUGAAUGAUAGUUGGAAAAGCGAUCACCUGGCGUAACGUCAUAGAUUCGCCAAUAAACAGUUACCUACAACCUACAGUUAGCAAUGACGUCAGUACAAAAAAUGUAACCUUUUCUUUUCAACUUUUAAACAGACAGUUUUGAAGUAUUCAAACCACAACAAUGAAAGAGUGGCUACCGUAAAAAACGUCAUUUAUCAUCGACAAACGAUUAAGAUUGGAAAUUGGUUACGAAUUCUCUUGAACAUUAUAAGCUUCAGUUUUUUGUAUCAAUCGUAAAAGCGUUAUUCUGUUAAAAUUAACCUUAAUAUGUCUCUCCUUUUCUGUAUGCAGGUUUUGUCAAAUCCUAUUUUGAUAGUUUAUAUGAUGAAAAGAUUAUAGCAGAAGAUUCUUUCAAAGCUUGGGAAAACAGCUCCGACGAAGAACCCGGCAAAGGUGUGACUGUUACUGCCGCUUCCGAGUUUUUCCGCUGGCUCAAGAGUGCCCCAGAGGAGACUGGGGAGUCUUCAGAUGAAGUGAGUAACAAGGAAGGGCAACAAAUUAGCUCAGCUGCUGCUGACGAAGUCAAACCUGAAAGAAAAGAGAAAUCAGAGGAAACUGCAAAAGAACCUGUCAGUGAUGUGAUGAAAUUUAAUAGUGAGUAUGUGUUAUAAAUAGUCAGCUAAUAGAAUUUGGUUUUUUUUUGCAGGUUGAUUUCUCUCUUUCCAUGGGUAGCCCGGCACAAAUGCGGUAUCACCGCCCUCAACAACCAUUGCAAGGACAAUUUGCCCCAGUGUCUGGCCCUUCACAGCCUCAAGGUUCUCCUUAUUUUCAACCGACAACUGUUUACCAGGUGGGACAACCCACCCCACCUAUGUACAUUGUCAGAGCUCCUUCAGGGCCCAUGACGGGAAUGCCACAAUAUCAAGCUCAAACAUUUGAGCCCCGUGCACGGGAAAGAAAGAUAAUCCAGAUAAAGGAUCCAAAUAGUAACAAGGAUGCGACGCAAGAGAUUCUCAACAGACAGCCUUCUGGGAGUUUAACAGGAAGCACUGGUGGUACCCCUAAUAACAUUACUCCAGACAUUUCAGGUCAGAGUAGUAGCUCAAGCACCCCACCCUUGAUAUUUCAGCAGCAAACUGAGACAAAUGUCAGGGCACAGUUUGCAGCGCAGGUUGCAGCAACACUAGCUAAUUCAGAAGACAAGCCUAAAAAAACAGAAGUUAUUAUUCAGGAAGCGCCAGUAAAUAAUAAGGCAGUUGUGGAUACUGUUCAAUUAUAACAGACAACAGUUAGUCAGAAAAAUGAAGUCAUGGUAAAAGAAACAAGAACGAACCCUACUACUGGGAGAGAUACCCAGUUAGCUGAAAAGCCUAUUGAAAAGCCUCUCGAAACACAUCCUAAAGAAGUGCAUGUGAAAACGCAAACCAAAGAAGCUGUGCAGCGCACUAAACUUAGUGAGGGAGUUUCACCCAUUGAAACAAAGUCAAAUUUGCUUAAUAGAAGUUUGACAUGAGAGCUCGUACUGUUAUUUGAUGCCUCCCAAAAAAACUAGCGUCAUUUGUUUCCUUCGAAAAUGUCACAGAAGGAACAUUUUUUUCUAUCUUAUUCAGACCUUUCUUAUGGACGAAAACUUGAUUUUUUUAUAACCGCCUAAUCUUUGACAUUUCCCUAUUUUCAAAUUAGCGUUGAGAUCAGGUAAGGAUUUUGGUGCGUAGUUGACCUGAUUUGUUAGCCUGGCAUGUGCUGAGAGCUUCGAUCUCAUACUCCGAGUUGUUAUUGCAUUAGUGCAGUUGUAAUAGUGUCCAUUCUGUUCGUUGCCUUUCUAUUCCCUUAUCUCAAAUUAAAUUUAGUUCUAUUCUACGUUGAAUUCACAAAAAGGAAGAAAUUCUUUUGUCCUUCAAUUAAGGCAAGCGUCUUCUACUGACUCGCCCCAGUCGUCUUAUAGACUCCUAUUGAUAUUAGUCAGCUUACGCAACAGGAAGGCAAACGUUUGCGUGUGAUAAACGUGAUGGGGCCAUUACAAUGCACUGAAGUUACCAAAAAACGUUUUCUAGGGAUAUAGUUGCUUUGUAAGUAGAGAAGUAUUUUAGUUUUUGUUAGCGCCAACUUGAAAGGAAAAUGAAAUUUAAUGGCAAGACACCAGGACAAACACAAAUUCAAAAAAAAACUUUGCAAACCCCAUGAUUGGAAGGAAAUUUGCUUUUACGAAUAGAAGCAGUACCCAGAUCUUGGUAGUGCUUCUGUUUAGAUGAAAAGUUGCUUCAUCCAAUCACCCAUCCCAGUGCUGAAGUUCAACCUAAGUUUGAUUCUAUUCUUGCCUUCGUUAACUUCAACAGAAGUAAUUAAUCUAAAUUCUUGAAAACAAUUGCAGCUAAGAAGAAGAGGAAAAAACGGAAACAUCGUUUGAAGAAAACAGAAAAGCGAUCCUCCAUUCCUCCGGGAAUGGAUAUGAUGGAAGCUUACACAGAAAAGCCCGUCCAGAAGGAGGUAUUUACUGGCAAACAAAAAAAUGUGUGUCUUCAUACAUUAAUAUGAUAGUAGUUCUUAGAAUUUGAAGAUUUUUUUCAUAUCAAAGUCUCCCCUAUAACUUGUGUCGAAAAGCGCUGUUGGGAACUAGUCGAGCCGUUUUCUGAUCACCCCUGCCGACUAAAUGGGUGCCUACUAGUUGAGCACGGUCGAGCACUUCUGUUCCUGAUGCUUGUUCUGUUACAAUUCCAGACCAAUCCUUUAUGACAGAUAAAACCUGAGAGGGGCUACCAGACAUUAAAGCUUGUUUCUGUUUUAGCUUUAAGUAACUUGAAGUCAACUAAUAGCAGCAAAAACAUUGAAUCCGUCACGUAACACGAAUCUGAAUGAUUAGUGAGCGCAAUAAAGAAAUUCAGUCCUAAAUUGUCAAAAUAUGACAUAAACAGGUCAGGUCAGGUCUGCUCAACUUAACAUGUAUUUUUUUUUCCUUUUUUGCAUUUUUCUCUGCUCUGUUUGACUGAAUCGUGUUCAUUCGGGUAUGGUUUCAAUUGAUAAAACUUUUCGCCCCGCACUAAUUCAAUGUCAAAGCCCUCUAUGACCAUUAAAAUUGAUUAUGUCCCAAGCCGUAGAAGGGACAAUUAAGUUUAAGGGAUGAAUGAGUUAUUAUGGAAAUACAGUCAACUCUCGCCUUGCGGACAUCCCGCUAUAACGGACACCCCGAUAAUAAGGACAGCAGCUAAAUCCCCAGCAAAAACAAAUUACAGAUGUUUGACUGAAAUCAACUCCCGCUAUUACGGACACUCGCUAAUGAGGACACUAACUCGAGGUCCCCACAGUGUCCGCUAUAAAGGGAGUUGACUGUAUACCAAAACGCGAAGCGUCGAGGUACAUAUCUAGCGCUAUGAACCGAUCCUGAGGGAGAUAGUUGUUUUAGUAUUUACCAAAUCACUUGGAUUAAAAUCAAAAAGGAACUUUUUGUAAAUAAAAGACGUCACGUUGUUAGAGUUUGUUUACGUACGUUUCAACGGACAGUGUUUCGGGGAUCAUUUUUUUUUACGAUUUUGUUGCAAAUCCAGCGAGAAAAUUUUUUUCUACCGACCAGUAAACAGCGACAAGCCAAAUUUUGUCUUUCUCUUGGUAUUUUUGACGCAGCUAUACUUUAGUUACCGCUAAAAUUUCAUCUUUCGAAACUGUCGCGAAACGAGAAGCCAUUUUGAAUCCCGCCCCAAAACAGUGAAUAUCCAAGGAUAUUCCGAGUUACGGGAGCAGAUAAGAACGCGCGAAAAUUGCUAUCCACUGAUUUGGUGAAUACUAAAGACAAAUAUAAUAAACAGAUCUUAUUCAUUUUCUAAAUUUUUGUCCACCUUCAUCAAAGCGUACUUGAAAGUUUGUAGGUGUUUUUGCUUACAAGCUCUUGCGUCGGUGGUAAAUUUGAAAUGUUAUAAAACGAAACUAUUUAUAUAAAAGGAAUGUGUCUAUAAAGAAGGAAUAACAUUGUUCAGACUCUUUUAUGUCUUGAAUGGUAUAGGGACCUGGUGAAACUGAGGAGCAAGCUGCUGAAGAAACAACGCAGACACUUCAAGAAGAAGCAGGUGAAGAGGAGCAGUCUGAAGAGGAGACAUGGGGAGAUAGAGAAGGUAGUAAAUUAAGAUCGCUUUAACCCUUUUACUCUCAGAUUGAAUGAUGGAGUCUUUGAGGUUGUUGGUAGUCCUGUUACAUGGUACAAUUUGUCUUUCCGCGUGUUAACAAAUGAAAUUUGGAAUUUCUGUGGAAUUGUGACUUUAACCACUUUUGGGGGGAAAAGGGUGAAUGAUGGAUUGCGUUGGUAUUAGUGAUGCACUGAGGUGAUAAGCUUCAGACAUAACCAAUCACCUAAACUGCCUCACUGAAAUUAGUAAAACAGGUUUUCGCAUCUCUCAUCAGAUAAGGGAGUUGUUUAGAUAUUGCUUUAAUUUGAAUGAAGGAAUUCAGAGGGAAUAGUACAGUAUGUGCUGUUGACAUUGUGAACUUUUUCACAUGAUAUGUUUAUUCAGGUGCACUGUUUUUGUAACCAUUCUCUCCGGCUUUGACGGUCAUAAUUAACAGACCUGAUGAAACCUUUAGACUUCCAUGCAACUGUACUGUAAUAUCCCUGCUUAUUCAAACAGAAAGCUUAUGAGAAAAAGGAAACUAUCCUUACAUAUCUUUAUUUUUGUAAUAGCAAUUCUUAUCCUUAGGAUAUCUUGUCGUUAGGUCCCAGCAAGCAUUUAACUUUACGAGAGCUCGGGAUGGAACGAUAUUUAUCGGACAUGAGAACACAGUUGAGGGAAAUGAAAGAGAAACUGGAGGUAAAAGAUGAGCAACUGAAAAGGACAGAAGACCAACUGAGAGAGAAAGAUGAGCAACAAGAAGCUUUGCAAAGACAGCUGACAACUUUGCGAGCAGAGAAAGAAACGAAAGAGAAAGAAAGUGCAAAAUUCCAAGAACAGCUCGGUAUAAAGCUGAAGGAACUUACUGACUUGGAAAAAGAGUUUAGAGAUAGCGUCCAAGAUCACCAUCUAGAUUUCUCUCUGGAGAGACGUCGAUUUCUUUUCAAUUCAUUUAUACUUAGGGUCAAUUACUGUGCAGACUGGAUAAUUUCUCGGCAUGAAAUUGAAAUUAUGACUGAUAGAAGCCUCGGAGAGGGAGGAUACGGAAUGGUUUUUAAAGGAAGAUAUCGUGGUUUUGUCGUUGCAGUAAAGACACUUAAAGACUUUACUUUAAAUGCUGGAGGACGUGAUUUGUUUGAACGCGAAAUGGACAUUGCUUCAAGGUGCCGUCAUCCAUGCCUGUUGCAAUUCAUUGGUGCCACUCAAGACGAAACGCCUUUGCUUGUCACAGAGUUAAUGGAAUUGAGUUUACGAAAGUUGUUAAGGGAACGACAGCUUUCCGAAAAAGAAAUCGUUGUCAUUUCUCUGGACGUGGCUCACGCCCUUAACUACCUUCAUAACAGAAAAAUUGUUCAUCGUGACGUCAGUAGUGCUAAUGUGUUGCUCUGGAAACAAAAUGACCAGUGGCGAGGCAAACUGGGAGAUUAUGGCACUGUUAAAUUCUUGCAAGAGGUGAUGACAAAGUCUCCUGGAGCUAUGAUUUACAGCGCCCCUGAAGCAGGAAGUCCUUUCAACCAAACAGUUAAGGUUAGUGUUGUAGAUUAACUUGUUGAUAGAAAUACCUGUCACACAGCAGAGUGAUUUCACUUUUAAAAUAUUAAAUAAACAGCUCAAUCAGCUUCUACUUACAUGGAGUUACCGAAUGUCACAGAGUCUGCACAGUCCUUUAAAGGGAUGUCUGUUUUUAAGGUUCCUCUGAAACAAAGGUCGGUAAACUAACUGCUCUGAAAGUGAAGAAAGGAUGCACCUAUGUCUACCCCCUGUUGUAGAUACGGGAAAUUUAAAAGCUGACAUUUGUAUUUUAAGUCUUACCAGCGAGAUGUCCCUGAAUGUCUUUACCUCAUUACUUGAAAAGGACUUCUUGCCCAUAGAAUUUUUUCUUAGAAUGGAGAGAAUCAGUGAAGGAAGUCAUUUGUGAAAGGAAAUCAAGUUUUUACCGUCCAUUUUAAUAGAGAAUGUACUUCAGGCGAAGUUACCUUUGUUAGCCGUAUACUUAUUUAACACAAUAAUUUGGUUUUAACAACUGAGUCAAUUUUAAGACUUAAAAUUAAAAGUUAGAGGACUAAAUCAAUAGCAAGCUCCUGAGUUUCAGUCUCUCACCGACACAGCACACAACUUUCUCUUAAAACAAAACCCUAUUUGUUUUCUUUAUUUCUUUGUGCGCGUGACACGACGUUUCAGAGGGAAUUACUUGCAAUAAAGGGCACAAAAACAAUAAGCUCGGACAGCAAUGUUUGUGCGCAUCCUCCAGACUUCAAUUCUUGCCGUAUUGUCACUCCAAGUAGCCUUCUAGCGCGUGCAGUUCACAGCCAUUGCUUUCCCUUGACUUAAGUUUAGUUCAGUUUCUCUCUAAAAUUAUUCCCACCUUUACGGACAGAUAGAGCGAACAAAUCAAGAUGGAAAGGUUAGAAAGUUCUCAUUUUUUUACGAAAAACUAAAAACAAAACAACCGGCACUGCGCGAUAUGUUGCGUCAUUUCCAUAGUCUAUAAUCUCAUAGACCAUAUAGCUCUCGACCAAUCAGCGCGCGAGGAUUCGCUCAGUUAUUGUAAAAUACUCGUUAGGUAACUGUAUGAAUGGUCACAAGUCGAAUCAAGUUCCUUAAUAGGCCAAAACAUGAUAACUGUUAGAGAAAAUUGGCUCUAGGGGCGUUAUCUGUGAUAUUUUAGGAUAACAAACACCAAGGUCAUUUCCAGUAACAAUGAUCUGUGAUGAGGCAAUCAAGAUAAUCUGAAAACAUACGCUCUCCUCAAUAGAUUUGGUGAUCUCAAAUCUUUUUGGCUAAUCUAAGUAACUUUAGUGAACGUUUGCAACCACGAUCGAUUUACCUCUCGUGUCGUCAUCCUGAUUUUAAUGCUUCGAAAAUGACUGUGAUGUACACCUUGUGCGGAACGCCAGGGCCAAAAUUAGAAGCACUCGAAAAUAUCAUGUAGAAUUGAUUGUUGAAAAAGGAUUUUAAUUCGAUUAAAAAUUUGGCCAUGUUUUUCAUUUUUUCUUAGAGACCUUACCUACGGGAUUGAAACCUAUUUAACGCUCUAAAAAAUGGGAGAGAAACAAAUUGAAAAGUGGCCAAACUGCAAAAGUUGCCCCUUUAGAAAAGCAAGGGUAGUUUCCGAUCUGCAAGCAAAUAGUUUUAGGUUCUUUUUGUUUGAAUAGGACCAGAAAUCAACGCUUGACCACGUUUUUCUGCAAGUUGUGCAACGACGAAUGGGUUACGGAAAAUACGGGGCAUACGAUAUCAUUUAAAUGGAAAAGGUAAAACAUGUUUUUUUUUUUUUUCUGUUUAGAUUGAUGUUUACAGUUUUGGCGUCCUCUUCUGUGAAAUGUUUACAACGAAAAUUCCAUUUUCUUAUGAACGUAAAAAACACGUUGACCUUGUCCCCAACAGGCCAGGCGGGGAGUUCCAGGAUCUGGUGCUGUGGUGUACAGAAGAAGAUCCAGCAAGGAGGCCAAGUAUGGAAACAGUUAUAAAGAGAUUGGAAACUUUUAUAACGACAAUUUAGAAUUUGUUAGAAAAGUCGUGUUAGAACGACAUUAUUUGAUUGUAUUUUUUAAUUUAGAAACCUUUUUACGAUUGUAAGAAUUAGACUUAAUCAUAAAAAUUUAGAGAAAUUUAUACAGAUAUUUUACAGAUAUUAUUAAGCCUUGGCGGUAGGCCGGAGAUAAUAUUUUCGCGAGGGAAGCGAAAUUCGGAAGUUGAUUCCCAGGAAAAAUUGCGAAUCGUGUGACAGGCGACAGUUAGGCUCCAUUUAAUCGGGUCUUAUAACUUGGUUGUUUUUAUAACUUAAUUAAAAGCCUACAUCACAACUCUACCUGCCCAAUUAAAAUUGCUUAAAAACAAACUCAUUAUGGGAGAGGUGUGCGACCCCUACAAAAAACAAAGCGACUGUAUCUUAAGUCCACUGGUUUUAAUCUUUAUUAACGACCCACUUUUCGCAUUUAAAGAUACAUUAUCUGACCCUUCCGUUUUGCCAAACCGGUGCAAAGUAAAAUCUCUGUUCUAUGCAGACGAUUUAAUUAUUUUAUGGCAAUCCAAAACAGGAUUACAUAUUAAAUUGCCUCGAUAAACUGUCUUUAUACUGUACUUCAUGGAUGAUGAAAAUCAAUCCCCGGAAAACUAAGAUUAUAGUUUUUCAGAAACGUGGGAGGAAAAAUGAUUUUCGCUUUCUUGUAGAUAAUCAAAUUAUUGAUGUUUUACGUGAAUACACUUACUUGGGAACUCGAAUGUCCUCGUCGGGAAAUGUCUCAGUGUUAUGUGAACAUCUCAAGGAGAAAGCUCUUCAUGCCCUCCUCAGCUUGAGACGUCACACAAAUCUUAGCACACUAAAAGCAGCUCUUGUCCGUAA
Porites evermanni is the source of this 11129-nucleotide messenger RNA. The record is from the annotation of a GenBank genome assembly. Lineage: Eukaryota; Metazoa; Cnidaria; Anthozoa; Scleractinia; Poritidae.